Babjeviella inositovora NRRL Y-12698 is the source of this 701-nucleotide messenger RNA. RefSeq lists its product as uncharacterized. Lineage: Eukaryota; Fungi; Ascomycota; Pichiomycetes; Serinales. The transcript has a single exon. Bases 65 to 328 code for a protein of 87 amino acids. The record is from RefSeq and is a predicted model, not a curated record.
AAAUUGAGCUAGUUUUCGCUUUGAAAAUUAUUUCAUAACUAAUCUACAAACUCAUAACCGUACCAUGGUAUCUUCAAAGUUCUUUACUAUCUGUGGCUUGGCCGCCGUUGUCUUAACUGUCAACGCCCACGAAGGCCACGAUCAUGACCACGACCACGAUCAUGUUGUUGAAACUGCUCAACAAGAACAGGUUUCCCCGACAGGCUCCCUGGCUACUUCUACUCAAACUUCCUCGUCUCCGGCCUCUUCGGCUUCAGCAGGAGCCGCCAGCAAUAUGAAUAGUGGUUUUGUUGCCGCUGCCUGUAUUGCCGCUGCCCUCUUGGGUUAAACAAGCUAUGAGUGAGUUAUUGACUAGUUCCCGAAAAUCAUGUUUCACAUCCUUGACAGUGAUAUUUCUGAAGUUUUAUUUUGUCCCUUUUCCAAGGCCCGAUGUAUAUAGAUCCCGCAUGGGAUAUUCUGUAUCUGAAUUUGAAAUCUUAGGCAUAACUCACGCCGAAUCCAUGAAUUAAACACCAUAAUGGGGUAAAUUUGGUGUACACUUUCUUGUCAAGCAAGCACGUAAGAUACGAUUACAAAUAGCACAUCACUCUAGGACAGGAAUUUCACUGAUAUAACACUGACCUACUUUCUGUGCUGCAGUCAUACUCUUGUUUGAACUUUUAUAUAUGGCUUGUGCGUUAUUCUCAGUACUCUGUCUAAGU